This is a messenger RNA of Moneuplotes crassus, 3729 nucleotides long. Lineage: Eukaryota; Ciliophora; Spirotrichea; Euplotida; Euplotidae. The record is from the annotation of a GenBank genome assembly.
UUUCAAAUCCUUUGAAAACUUUGAUGAAACGAACGGCUAAUCUCUGAGAAUCAGAGGCUCAGAAGGAUAAGCUCAAGUACAAAAAUUUGACACCUCCAAACCCAGCUAAUGAAUCUGAAAAGAUCACAGAACUGACUGAUGAAGAUUUAAAGAUUAUAGAAGAGAAGCUCAAUGACACUCUUGCCUUUGAACAGAUGAUUUCUCAGAAGAAAGAUCGAGUCCAAAAAGUUCCUGAUGCUGAAAACACCCCACAACCUGAAGAAUCAGGCAUGAACACAGAUGUUACAGAUGAAGACCUUCUCAAAAUCGAGAGUAAACUUCUUACCUUAGAAAAGCCCAAGGGUGGUAUCAAUGCUCAGGAUAAAGGCGAGAUUGAAUGUCUUCUUCAAGAUUUGAAUGAAGAAACAACUGAUGAGACCAUUGAGAAGUCCCUUAAAGAAAAUGAUAACUCAAAAUCACACCAAGAAUCUACAGUUGACAUCGAUGAUAUCAAUAUGGACGAACUUGAAGAAUACUGUCUCGAUAGUGAAGAGGACGCUGCACCUCAAAAGGAUGCUCAAGACACUUUAUCAGCACAAGAUCUAGCUAUAGAAAAAGAACUUGAUAAGAAAAGAGAUGAACUGAAGAAUGAAAUCGCUCUGGUUAAUGAGAUCUUCCUAAUCAUGGAGAUUGAAGUGAAGGAGGAAGCAGAGACUCAUGUUAUCAUUAAGCCUUUAAACCACCUUCAUUUGCCACUCAAGUUCACCCUGAUCCUUCGACAAUCUUGGAGGACUUCUCCAUUCCAAGUAGAUGAUGAGAUUAGAGUAAUAGGAAGAAUGACUAGCCUUAACAACUUUCAAUUAAUCUAUGACGAUAUGGAGUAUACAACCGAUUAUGAAGGAAAGAAAGGAGAAUGAAUUAUUCUUGAACCAAAACUACUUGUCUCCUCUACAGAUAUCUCAACCACAAUUCCUUGUGCAAGAGUGCCAUUGAUGAAGAACAUGUUUAAUAACUGCGAAGGACCUCCCAAAUUCCCUCUGAUUUAUGGAAAUAUGGUCCACAUGGUGUUCCAAAAGAUGCUUGAACUCAAAGAAUUCAGUGAGGUUACAGUCCAUAAAAUUAUUAAAGAAAGUAUCCAAGAUCAGAUUCUCAACCUCUACUUCAUUAGGAAGGAAUAUAGUGAGGAAUGCAUCUACAAGAAAAUCAGUGAAGCAGCCGUUAAAAUAAAGCAGUGGAUCAACUGAAUGUCUAAAACAGAGACCAAUAUGUUUAAAAUAGCUUUCAAAAGACAAAUUGCCAUCGAACAAGAAAUCCAUUGAGACUUUUACGGAGUCAAAGGUAAAAUAGAUUCCACUAUUUUAUGCAUUAAUGACAAAGGACAAGAGCAGAUUAAUGCUUUAGAGCUUAAGACUGGGAGAUACAGAUCCGCUUCUCAUAGAGGUCAAGUACUUCUUUAUAAUAUCUUAUUGGAUGACAUCUUCAAGGGAAAGAACAAAGAUAGUUUACUCCUUUAUCUUAUGCUUCAGAAACACCCAUGUGAAAUAAUCACAAAGGUAGAUAUAGAAGUCAGAAAUUUACUUCAAAAUAGAAAUAUUUUAGUGAGACAUUUGAAGAACAGAGUUAAUUCAGAAAUCUCACUUCCAAAUUUGAUUAGGACAAAUACUGACUGAAAUAAGUGCUUUUCCAAGAAGCAAUGAGCUCUCUAUGCAUACUCGCUUGAGGAGAAGACUUGUGAUGGAGAAACACCCACCUUCAAAGCGUAUAGAGCCCUUGAGAAAACAAUGCCAAAAUCUGUGCAAGAAUAUUACAAGAAGUGGAUAACAGCUAUAAACCAGGAGCAGCUUAAGGAAGAAGAAAGUACUCACACUGAAAAGUCAAAACUAUAUUAUGAAAAUCCUAUUUUAUCCAAGCUCUUGAUGAACAGUCUCCACCCCAAAGAUGAUGGAGUUGUGGUGCAUCUUAUCAAAAGACUUCCUGACUAUUUCACUGGAGGUAAGGCACUUAAUAAGAUGAAUGAAAGGGACACAGUAAUCCUCAAACCUGACAAUAGCACACUCAGUUUCACCAAAGGUGUAAUCUUGAGGAAGAGGUAUUAUAUUCAGAAUAGUAACAAAGUCUGGAUCGAGAGGAAGACCUUCACCAAAGGUCUAACUCAAGAUCUGAAGUUGAUCAUCCAGCUCAGUCUUGCUGAUCUCCAAAACUUUACAAGAGAAGCUCUUGGAGGAAUCUCAUGGAAUGAAACUUCUUGGAAAUUGCAGAAGGAGAUUCUGACGAAUCCAAAAUAUUCAAAUAUGAGAGGCAAUGUUUUCCUCCUAUGAUCAGAAAAGAAGUAUGAAGAGAAGAGAAAUUUCAUCAUACAAAACAACAUCAGUGAGCUUUUAGAAAUACAAGAGCAAGAAAAAUCUCAACAGAUUGUUAACAAAUAUCCUAGUGUGUGCAAAGGGCUUGAUCAGGUACAGAAAGAAGCUCUCUCAAAGUCUUUAGAAUGAAAGUACUUCCAUUUGGUCAAUGGUGGACCAGGCACUGGUAAGACUACUGUUCUUCUAAAGUUGCUAAAAGUCCUUAAAAAGGAGAAGAAAAAGGUCUUGCUCGUCUCUCAUUCUAACUCUGUUCUUGAUGAUUUACUUGGUAAAGUCCAGAAAGAGGGGAUUUCUUUCAAAAGGAUUGCUUUCUCUAGUAGCCAAGUUCACCCAGAUAUCCUAGGGAAUACUAUAACUCCUAAUAGUUUCGAAGAAUAUUAUGAUAUAAUGGAAGUAAUGGAACAGAACUUAUUUGCAACAAAUGCUAUUGGAGUCACCAAUAAGCUGAUAGCCCUUCUCAAGCCAUUUGAGUAUGUCAUUUUUGAUGGAGCAAACAAGAUAUGAGAGCCAGAAGCCCUUUCAUCUAUCUUAGUUGCCCAAAAAUUCAUCAUGUUCGGAGAUUACCAUGUUGAAGGGCCUGAAACAUGGGGAGAAGAUCAAUUAGAAGUGAACUUUAGCAUGAGCCUAUUCCAGAGAUUGUUCAACCAGUAUUAUUCAUGUGCAACUAUUCUAAAUCAGCAGUAUCAAGGAAAUGAGCAGAUAAAUGAGUUCUUGAAUAAAGAGUUCUAUUUUGAUAGCUUAAGAAUAGAAGAAUCUCUUAAAACAGAGAAUUUGCUGUACAACAAAGACUUUAACUACGGUCUGAUCCAAGUAGAUUUCCUACAGUAUGCUCUAUAUCCUCAGCCUGCCAUAGCCUUCAUAGGAAUAGACAAUUUACUGACUCAGCACCCAGAAUGUCAGCCAGAUGCUCUAAAUAGUGGAAUUUUAAGUAUGAUUCUGCACUCGUUUAUCACAAAGGACCUAUGAAGCCCGGAAAAAAUAUCUGUAAUAUCUUCAGCCCCAAGUGACUCCAUCUCUACGCUCUUGACCAGCCUUGAUAUCACUAGCUAUGCUACCUUACAAGACCUGCCUGCUCCUCGUAACGAUUUACUAAUUCUGCUGAUAUCCCCUUGAGACGAACCUCAAGAGGCCAAAAUUCUUAGAAAAAUCCUACCAUUGUUCGGGAAGGCCAUCAAAAAGCUCAUAAUUAUUGGACAGACAGGGGAAUUCAGGAAACAAGAAAAAUUAGAUAGGAUUAUGGGAGGACUGAAUCAGAAGAAUUACGUAGUGCAGAUAGAGAAGUUAGAGGAGAACUGGAAAGAGUAUUUUCCGGUGAGUGGGAUUUUUGAAGAGAAAUAUGAGGUUAAGGAGAAGAAGGAGGGAGAAUAAGUGUUUUUAGUAAUGGUUUUUG